GCCCUUCAUGAACACCAACAGCCCUCCCCCAGCGACGGGGCGAUGAGGGCAACCGCUAUCAUAUCGACUUCGGCCCAGCCCACCUGCACCCAAGCCCGUGGUCAACAAGGCUUUCCCACUCAUCAACGACGCCGCAUUGCCUUGUGUGACCAUGUGGGUAUCGGUGUCCUCCUGCCCAUGGCUUUGAAGCGCAUGCUGCCCUUGUCGACAUUGUCCAUCUCGUUCUACUGUCCCCAUCUCCGUCUCCGUUGUGUCUCCAUUCCCAUCGUCACCUUUGGUCACCUUUGGCCUCCUUUUCGGUGAUGCCGCGCUGGACGUCGAAUCAGUUACGUAGGUGGAGACGAGGGCGAAGGGGAUGAGGAUGCGGUUGAUGAAGCUGGGGGACAUUGUGUUACGGCGG
Messenger RNA from Trematosphaeria pertusa, 400 nucleotides. RefSeq lists its product as uncharacterized. The transcript has a single exon. NCBI's taxonomy places the organism in Eukaryota, Fungi, Ascomycota, Dothideomycetes, Pleosporales, Trematosphaeriaceae. The coding region runs from base 43 to 303 and encodes 86 amino acids. The record is from RefSeq and is a predicted model, not a curated record.